CAGUCUAAUCGAGCGUGACCCGAUACAGCAAUCCCAUGUUCACCAUCGCCUCUUUAUGAGCACCCGUCUGUUAUACCCGCUCGACAUCGAUCUUCGCCACGGUCCGUAUCGUUGCAACCAAGCUCGAUCCUCCCGCCCUCUGCGUCCCUAAGAUACCUCUACUUCCGCCAUCGAUUAUACCUCUAGCCAUUGCAUCCUCCCGUUUGCAACAUGGACACCAACGGGGCCGCCGGUGCCGGCGCCGACCCCGUCAUCCCGAGGAUUCACGAAGCACUCAACAUUGUCCACAGCCCCUACUCUCCCAACCAGGCGCGACAGGAAGCUCAGGCAUUUCUGGAAGAAGUCAAGACCCGCGGUGACGCGCCCUCGCACGGUUUCAGCCUUGCUUCCGGUGGCUCACAAGAACCCGUCGUUCGCCACUACGGCCUGUCUCUUCUCGAGUAUGCGGUCAAGCACAAAUGGUCCGAAUAUGACACCAACCAACGCGAGUUUCUCCGCGGUUGGAUCUUGCAACUGGCACAGGGUGUCGCAAAACCAGAUCCGCCCUUUCUCAGAACAAAGAUUGCCCAGCUCUGGGUCGAGAUAGCUAAGCGCUGUUGGGGUGCGGAUUGGAUGGAUAUGGACGAGUUGCUGAACCGCCUAUGGCAGGUUCCGAACUCGCCCGUACACAAGGAGUUCGUGCUCCUAAUCCUCGAAAUCUUGUCCGAGGAAAUUUUCAACGGAGAAGACGCCAUCGUCGCCCAUAGAGAGGGAGCACUGAGCAAGGGAUGCGUUGAGAUCUUCACACCUUCUGCCGUGCUCAGCGAAGCCUUCCCAACCCGUCAACACGAACCCCAGGUGCGAUUCGGUGACGACGGAUGGAUCAGUAGAGUAACAGAACUCGUCCGAGACUGUUUGAACGAGAACCUCGACAGUAAUGAGGACGUCCGGGCCUGUGUCGUCAAAGCUUUGGCUGUUCUCAACUCCGUGAUGCCGUGGGCAAUACCAAAAGCCAUUCAUGCUACCGGUUGUCGUCCUGUUAUAUGCAAUGGCCUUGCCAACUCAAACGUGACCGUGCAAAGGGCUGCUUUGGAGGCGUUGCAUUCUCUCUAUUCCCGGUCAGCAUUCAGCAGCGAGGAAUUCGUCGACCUGGUUGUUCCCAUGUACAGCCCCGAGUUGGUCGACCUCUGCAGACGACUUUUUGAAUGGUCGACAGUGGACGCUGAGGACAUUGACGACGACAAGUACCAGUUUGCCAAGAAAUUCUCCGAGAUGAUCUCGUGUGUUGGAAAUUACCUCGACCGGAAGUACGCCUUCAUACCGCCCCAGGUUGACAUCCAGGACUUCCUGAAGCUUCUGAUAGCGGUGGUGCAGAGUCAGAGCCUCGUUGUUUCCAUUCCCGUGCUCGUGACUUGGACGCGCCUUCUUAACCACCGCUCGCUAGGUCCGGCUAUCGGGAAAACCGACAUGGUUCUGCCACUGUUGGACGUUUGUAGCGCUCGACUGUUGCGUUAUGAGAACCUCCCUGAAGAUACAGAAGAUCCUACGUUUGUUCUUCUCAUGGAGGAUACCGAUACCAUCCCGGAGAGACAUGCUUUUCUGGGUAACUAUAGGCGAUACAGUUGCUCUAUCAUCGAGAGCAUCAUCCAGCUGAGGCUCACGGAUGCUUUCCAGUACAUCUUGAACCAGGCAGAAAAUGCUCUGCAAACUCUGUAUGAGGGCCAGCUACCCCUAAACCCGGCAACCUAUUCCAAAACCUCCAUGCCUGUUCUGAGAGUAGACGCCCAUGCUACGGUCAUUGAGGCAGCCCUCAAAGGCUACGUCAAGUGGAGGGCAAGACAGGGAGAACUUCCUGGAGGGGAGCAGGAAGUUUCGAGUAUCGAGACACAUCUGGAGCAGUGGUGUAGUAGGCUGCUGGAGAUGAAUAUUGAGGACCCUCUUAUCCGUAAACGUAUCCUCCAGCUGCUUGUCGCCUUUUCCACUACGGCUCUUGACACCAAAGCCAACUUCAUGCUGAGGGUGCUCGAGCACAUUCUCAUGACAUGGCCUGCAUUGCAGCCUGAGCACAAGACCUUCAAUGAUGCAAUCCGGGAUCUCCAAACUGAAAGCAUGGUUGAAUUGCAGAGGCUCGCCUCCAAGAUGCCUGAUCAUUUACUGGACGUCUACGACCAGCUUGAGAUUAAGGUCAAGGAGAUGAUCGCCUCCGGAACACUCGAUGAAAAGCGCCAGAUUGCGUAUCGCAGUUUCCUCUUUAUCAUCAUCCACCGGGCAACCCGCAUAGACCAAGAAACGCGGGUCAGGCGUCUUGCUGAAUUUGUCGAGCCUGUCAAAAACCAGUGGAAGGAAGCCCCGUUGCAACAAGCACUCGGCUCAUUCGAGGGAUUCUGCCAGCUUAUUGGUCUAGACAAGGCGCAAAACUACAUUGCACAGCGCCGUGUUCACCAAGUUGGUGAUUGGGGUGCUGCGGACCUUGAUGCCGAAGGGUUGGCGCUCCAAGCCGAACUUGAACAGAGACAAACGUUCCUUCCUUUACGCUCAACCAAGUCAUUUUUGACUUACUCGGUCGAGAAGUUGGAGAAAAACUCCCCCGCUUAUCAAGCGUCUUGCGCUCUGUGGCAGGACGGGUUCCCGAUCAUCUUGCCUGAGCUGCUCAAGUUCUUGAGCUACGCACAUGCGUGCCAUGAUCCGAAGAACUGGUCUUUGCUUCCAGAAGAGAUGCGUCCUGUGGUCAGCCGUCUCCUGACUGACCGUUUCUGGCAAGCCGGUAUUUCCGAAGGCAGCAAAGACGAUUUCUAUGCGCGCGUCCUGGACAAGAAAAACACGCUAGAGGGGCUUGCCUCCACCAUUCGUGGCACUGUGCGCUUCGUCCGCGAGGCAUGCUACGCCGUCAUCUACUGCAUGAGCCGACUUGACGUGCAGUUUUAUGGGUUCACGGAACUUCCUGGGCCCUUGGCAAACGCCCUGUUUGCCGAUUCCUUCAACCUCUCGUCUCAUCAGCUUAUUAAUCUGCUGAACUUGGUGAGGUAUCUCGUUGAUCAUUGUCCUGUGGAGCUAAGGGAUCAUUUCCUACCUCCAAUCCUGGCCGCGUGCUUCCAGCAGAUGGAUUCCAAGAUCAGCAGUGAAUGGGAGAAGCUGGGCCAGAAGCAAACUGUCCAGGUGGCAGACAAUGAUGAAUUAACGGAGGAGAUGAAGGCGGAAAGCAUUCUCAGGCAGCUGACGUAUACAGCAGCCAUUAUGGUGGCUGAAUUCCUUGACCCGGCGAGGACCGGACCACCUAGCAACCUUCCGGCCUCUCCCAACGGCACCACUCCGGAGUCCCGGUAUCCAUCGCUUCGGAGAUUCUGUCUCAUGCAAACGUCGAUCGCCGGCCCCCUUCUCCUCUUCCUUUGCCAUGCGAUUCACAUGCGUGAUACCAGGUGCUGUGGCGUCGUCCUCCGCGUGUUCCGAUCUAUCGUACCGGAGUUCCAGAUCCAGAGUCAGCCUAAGGAGCAAAAGGAACCGUCUCAUCCUUUGCUACCCGAUGAGAACUUCCCUAUUCCCGAUGCUACCAAGGCGGAAAUUCACCAGUUCCUCGGGACCGACGUGAUGAGAGCCGCGAUCUCCUCGAUGAACGAUCCUUAUUUCGUUGACGCCCAGAAGGACCUUGCGACCCUGAUUGCAACGAUCCUUGCUCACUCUUGCGUCGGCGAUGAAUUCUCGGGAGGCAACUCUGCGCCCCGCCAAAUCCUGUGCUCACUGCCGGGUAUCAAGGAACAGGAAGUGGAUAGGACCCUUACUUUCCUGCGACGUCCCGGUACACAUUCGCGCCAACAACGCGCUGUGAUCCUCGAUUUGUUGAGAAACGUCAAGAGUGUAAGCAUUAGUGAGAUGGGCAAGCUCAAGGACCCUAGAGAAGAUGUUGUCAGAAAGGCUCCCAAGAGGAGCAAGAUGGCCCAGAAAUUCAUGACGCCUCAGCAGGGCGUCGAUACUACCGUGACUGGUACUGAACAGGGAACUGGCAAGAGGCAAGCGACUCCUGAUCUGGAAGGAGUCGCCGGGAUGUUCGACGAGGGACACUGAGCGAUGUCAGACCUGCAAGAGCGUACAACGUGUUAGUGGCUUAUCACACUUGCUCCUUUCGACUCAGGCUUUCAGCGCUACGCGGUUAUAUAAUAGCGGCAAUGACACGGCCAAAGCACCAGGAGCACAGUCUCGUGCAUGCUCCCCAAGA
This is a messenger RNA of Neurospora tetraspora, 4189 nucleotides long. RefSeq names its product armadillo-type protein. Gene Ontology annotation, cellular component: RNA nuclear export complex; cytoplasm; nucleus. Gene Ontology annotation, biological process: protein export from nucleus; RNA export from nucleus. Gene Ontology annotation, molecular function: small GTPase binding; RNA binding; nuclear export signal receptor activity. NCBI's taxonomy places the organism in Eukaryota, Fungi, Ascomycota, Sordariomycetes, Sordariales, Sordariaceae. Bases 211 to 4038 code for a protein of 1275 amino acids. The record is from RefSeq and is a predicted model, not a curated record. The transcript has 10 exons.